AUGUGGUCUGAGGGACAAUAUGACUACGAACAACUUCCAAGAGAGCGAUUUCCUCCUCGGACUCACCCCAGUGAUGGCUACCAUAGACUAGUUAAUAUUGUGCCAAAGAGACUACCACUGCUAGAAAAGAGGCCACCACUGCUAGAAAGACCUGAUGAAGGAAGCUACAGUAGAUAUUACAGUCAUGUUGAUUACCGAGACUAUGAUGAGGGCCGCAGUUUUUCUCAUGAUCGAAGAAGUGGUCCAUCUCACAGAGGAGAUGAAUCUGGCUAUAGAUGGACAAGAGAUGAUCAUUCUGCAAGCCGACAGCCUGUGUAUAGGGACAUGAGAGAUGGCUUUAGAAGAAAAGGCUUCUACUCGUCCCAUUAUUCGAGAGAACAGUCUCCCCAUAAAAGGGAUGCUCCUUUUUUCGGAGAAUCACCUGUAGGCCGGAAGGACUCCCCACACAGCAGAUCUGGCUCCAGUGUCAGCAGUCAAAGCUAUUCUCCAGAACGCAAGACCUACUCCUUCCAUCAGUCUCUGCACAGAAGUAAAGAGAGGCCCGUCCAGUCUUUGAAAACAUCAAGAGAUACUUCACCUUCAAGUUCUUCAGCAAUUUCUGCAUCCAAGGCAUUAGACAAACCAAGUAGGCUAACUGAAAAGGAACUUGCUGAGGCUGCAAGCAAGUGGGCUGAAGUCUCUGAGUUUGAGACCGGAGCCACAGCACCUUCAUUUAUUGAUCAGACAGAAGAACCCGAGUCAAACACAGCAGAUGGACCAGAAUUGUUUGAAGACAGUCAGCUGGACAGUCGCUCUAAAGCAAUAGCAUCAAAAACUAAAGAGAUUGAACAGGUUUACCGACAAGACUGUGAAACUUCCGGGAUGGUGGUGAAAAUGCUGAUUGAGAAAGAUCCUUCCUUAGAAAAAUCUAUACAGUUUGCGCUGAGGCAGAACUUGCAUGAAAUAGGUGAGCGGUGUGUUGAAGAACUCGAGCAUUUCAUUGCGGAGUAUGAUAGUUCUACUCAAGAUUUUGGAGAGCCUUUUUAGAAGAAUUAGUGCCCAAGCCAACAAAAUAAAAAUGUUUCUAGAUUUUAUGCCCGUUCAAUUAUGUAAAUCGUUACUAUUUUGUGAUGAAGAGAAGAAAUACUUUAUGAUAGCUGACUACAUUUCCAGUGUCAAAUAGAUGUCUAAAACAGUCUUUAAAAUAUAUUAAUUCACAUUUUUUUCCUACAUAUAGAAUCUUCUGGCCCAUACUCACACACCCUCCAA
Molecule: messenger RNA, 1248 nt
Organism: Nannospalax galili (Upper Galilee mountains blind mole rat)
Lineage: Eukaryota; Metazoa; Chordata; Mammalia; Rodentia; Spalacidae
Product: periphilin-1-like
Exons: 1
Coding region: 1-1026 (341 amino acids)
Biological process (GO): protein localization to heterochromatin; negative regulation of gene expression, epigenetic; negative regulation of DNA-templated transcription
Cellular component (GO): nucleoplasm
Source: RefSeq, a predicted model, not a curated record